AUGUCGCUGGAUGUUAAGCCGCUUGGGUUUCUCAUUUUCCAACUUUCGGACUCGAUAUCAAGAACGACGUCUUCAAUGUUUGCACCAAUAUCGAUCUCACCAUCCCAGGCUUUGAAACUUGAGAUUAUGAUGAAACAACAAGUGCAGGACGCAGUCCUCGCCCGAACGGCCCAGCUCGCACUGGACAACAAACUCGACUCGAAUUGGCGCUUCGUUGGUUCUCUCGGUCAGCUCAAGACAUUUAAACAUCGGGGUGCCGAUUCUUGUAGCUCAUCUUCUAGCUGGGCUACGACGUUGGAGAGGACUAGUGAUGACAACGAUCCGGUCAAUUCUAGCCAAACUUGGACCAGGAGUCAAAGCAUUUCUUAUAUUCGCCAGAGAAGAGUGUCCUUUUCUCGUCGGACCGUGAGUGCAAGCACUACCUGUCGUGACCCACUUAACCUGCAUCGACCAGUCCAGUCCUUUCGCACCUUUGGUCGCAUUCAAGGGAAUUACCGCGACAUUGUCGGUGUCCACUACGCAACGAAUUCAGUUGACUUUGUCCGACAGCAGAAACUCCUCUCGCCGAUUGCAAUUGACGGUGCUGUCCUACACACAAUUCGCGCGACCAAAGACAGCUACUUGGGUAUCAAGUGGCUGGCUGAACAAUCCGUUGCAGGUAAGCGCGAUGUUUGCUUCGUCGAGAUGGUGGGCUACACGAUCGACACCAAUGGACAAGAGAUCGGCUUUGUAGCGCUAGCCUCAGUGGAUGUACCAGAGUGCCCCGAGCUUGCAAGACCACCAAUGAAGCUAACACGUGUGCGCAUGAAGCGCACAAUGCUAGUCAUCCCCACAGCAGGUGCACUGAAAUCGACCUCAGAUGUAUUCGUUAUGAGUGCCAGCGAGGCGAAUGAGUCGUCCAUCGCUGCUCUCGCUCAGUGCCGACUAAACAUGGCCAUCCUUAAUGAUCUGUCGUUGGUAAUCGACUCCCAGAAUAUCGCACGGCAGAAGCUAGCUCUCCAAAAGAACUGGGUUCCGGACGAAAAGCGUGCUUCAUGCAGCAUUUGCAGUCGUAGAUUCCGUUUCAUGCUCCGGCGACGACACCACUGUCGGUUGUGCGGGGAUAUCGUUUGCAAGACUUGUUACGUCUACCGCGCCGUAUCGGACGCAGAUAUGGAAGAUGGAUACAAUUGCAAGUCUGCAAACACAACAGUCAUCUGCCAGACAAAGUUUUGCGUACGAUGCGUCAUGGGUCUUCGGGUAAUGGACAAGCGAAGUGACCAUAUUACCCAGCAAAUACCCAAGGCGAUGUCACUUGAAAAGGACACAUUAGACAUGUCAUGUAGCAGUCUCGACUGGCACCCAACUUCAAAUGUACGCGACUCUGCCGUCACGUACUUUAAGCGCGGUACCAACGAGAAACACACGUUGGAUCUAGAUCAGCUCUACACGAUGUCAGCUUUGCAAAAGAUCAGCCCUCAUAUGGACACCAAUGACGAAAUUGGUGGCACCAACACUCAAGCUGUAGUCCCACGGGGGCUGAUUUCGUACGGGUCUGGUGGGCCCAAGUGUCUCCGACCGUCACUAUCCGUGAAUCCUGUUCAUUCCAACUCGUACAGCAAGCUUUGCGAACUGAGCCGCCACAGAUCCACCGCGAGUCUUGGCAGUAAGUCUGCAAGCUUUACACGAAGAAGGCAUCAACAAUGA
Peronospora farinosa is the source of this 1686-nucleotide messenger RNA. Lineage: Eukaryota; Oomycota; Peronosporomycetes; Peronosporales; Peronosporaceae. The record is from the annotation of a GenBank genome assembly.